This is a messenger RNA of Penicillium alfredii, 1326 nucleotides long. Its product is annotated as ICE2 family protein. The transcript has 2 exons. Gene Ontology annotation, cellular component: cortical endoplasmic reticulum; perinuclear endoplasmic reticulum; endoplasmic reticulum membrane. Lineage: Eukaryota; Fungi; Ascomycota; Eurotiomycetes; Eurotiales; Aspergillaceae. Gene Ontology annotation, biological process: endoplasmic reticulum inheritance; septin ring assembly. The record is from RefSeq and is a predicted model, not a curated record. The coding region runs from base 1 to 1326 and encodes 441 amino acids.
AUGUGGCUCUUUCGAGUCUGUUCGUCGGCCUUCUUCCUCGCCGUCACCGUCGCAUCCAUCCCACUAGCCUUCGAUGUCGGCGGGAAGACUUGCGGCCUGGCCUUUUCGCUAUCUCUGGCGACCUUCUACUUUCUGUUCUCGCUGUUGAAGGUCACCACCCCUGAGCGCUCCUGGUUCCGUUCCUCGGUGAUUGUCGUGGUUCGUUCCACGCAAUGGAUUCUUAUCCCGAUCCUUCUCAUCUGGGCGCUGAAUCGAUUCUCGGUGGAUGCGGACAACAACGGUGGCUGGGUGGAGCGCACAUUUAAUGGGAAGAAAGCGCAAGAUGGCUCGAUUCAGGAAUGGCUCUUUGGUCGCGACGGCCUAGUUGAAACGGUGACUCUGGGCAACUGGGACAAAUUGCUGCGAUGGUCGACCCCUGUCUUUCAGCUGGCGGAAGGGUUCUGCAGCUUACUGGUGAUUCAAGCGGCCGGGCAAAUCACCCGGUGGCUCGUGAAUCGAGGCGGGCGAAGUGAUAGCUGGAUGAUCGGUCUCUUGGUUUUGUCGGCCACGAUCAUUUCGAGCUCGGUCUAUUUCCUCUGGCGGGUCCUACAGUUCCCCGAAAUCUCCAACGUCGAUGCCGCUCUAAUCGGUGUCUCCAUUACAUGCGCUGUGAUCCUAUGCGCGUGGGGCAUUGGCAGUGGGCGCGGAAAUCCGGUGGAGAGCUCACUGCUUUUCGCCUACAUUGUCCUCUGCAUUUACCAGAUCUUCACGGACUAUCAGCCAUCGCACCCUGUUGAGCAGAUCCCCUCGCCCUCGCAGGCAGGAGAUUUUCCGCCGCUUCCGCCGAUAAUCAUGGCAUCGUACACUACUCUCAUGCAUGCGCUGUCUCUGCUUCCAUCGAUUAUCCACGCCGCCUUCAACGUGAUCACUGCCGUCUUCAGUGCCGUCACACCGUCGGUCCUUAUCUCACUCGCAUAUCGCCUCCUCGUAUUGUAUGCGUCGACACGCAUCAUCCCUGCGGUUCGCGAGUCGGGGGCUCGCGCACUCUCGCAGGAAGCCUCCAUGGAUGAUUCGGAUGCAGCCGGUCAGGUCCUGGGUUUCUUGAGUUACUUCGCUCCCACUAUCCUCAUUGCGGUGUAUACCAGUCUCUUGAUGCAACAUUUCGCGUCGACAUCGCAAGCAAUGGGCGGUAGCGGCGAGUGGUGGAGCAGUCAAGGCGGCGGCGGAGGUAAUCUCUGGAGGUGGAUCAACCUGGCUUGCACCAUGGCGCUUUAUGCGGUCGAAUUAUGGCUGGGAGAGCACAAUGAUCUUGACAACGGAUUGGCAGGCCACUGGAAAACUGACUGA